This is a messenger RNA of Drosophila takahashii, 2499 nucleotides long. Its product is annotated as sodium-dependent nutrient amino acid transporter 1. Gene Ontology annotation, biological process: sodium ion transmembrane transport. Lineage: Eukaryota; Metazoa; Arthropoda; Insecta; Diptera; Drosophilidae. Gene Ontology annotation, cellular component: plasma membrane. The record is from RefSeq and is a predicted model, not a curated record. Gene Ontology annotation, molecular function: L-amino acid transmembrane transporter activity.
ACUCGGCUUGGCUUUUUCGGCUUCCUAACUCGCGUGAUCGAUCGGGAAACGCGUUUCGCGGCAAAAAGGCUCUUGCAAUAAUAACGGGUUUCUCGGAUGCGACCCUCUCGAAUUCAAAAUCGUAUGUGUACAAAACCGUAGAGUCACCAAAACAAUGGCAUUAUAACAAAAAGUACUUUUAACAUUUGUAAAAUAUACAAAACCUUGCUUUGGGCAAAAGAGUUUUAAUUGAACAACUACAACUUCAGCCGGUUCAAAGCAGUUAAAGCCGCCUGGUACUUACCUACAUUAACAACAUUUAACUACCAACAACAACAGCUGCCAAUCAGCAUAAAAUAACCUCAAUUGUCGCCUAGUGAAUUGAAUUAAGCCGAAGUGAAGGUGUUUAACUAAGAAUAUCGGGGAUAAGAAGCCGCAAAAACAAAACCGGCUGGCUUUUCACUGACCGCCCAAAUAUGGAAUCGUCACAAAGGAACCACCAGAAUCCCGCCUUCGUAGGCGACGAUGGACGCAGUACGGCCAGCACAGUGGAGAUUUCGGCCAGCAAUCCUGCCCUGCGAGAUAAUUCCGAUGACCAGGAGGCAGGCGGAAAAGUGCCCGAAGAGCGGGCCACCUGGGGCAAGGGCGUGGAGUUCCUCAUGUCCUGCAUCGCCAUGUCCGUGGGCCUCGGAAACGUGUGGCGAUUCCCCUUCACCGCUUUGGAUAAUGGCGGCGGCGCCUUCCUCAUUCCAUAUCUCAUUGUCCUGUUCCUGAUUGGCAAACCGAUUUACUAUCUGGAAAUGGUAAUUGGACAGUUUUCCAGUCGCGGCUCGGUGAAGGUGUUCGAUUUGUGCCCUGCCAUGAAAGGUGUUGGAGCCGGCCAGGCGUUCCAGGUGUUUAUGCUCAGCACUUACUAUGCCGCCCUGGUAGCGAUAAUUGGCCGAUAUUUCAUUGAAUCAUUCCGCAACCCAUUGCCCUGGGCCGAAUGCCAGGCGGAGUGGGGUAUUAACUGCAUUAACUCGGCACCGAAUGCGAAUAAUUGGUCCCAGGUGGAGAGUAGCGAUGAUCGGCGAACUCAAAAUUACACAAUGAAAUCAGAAAACGAUCGGGUCAUCACCAGUUCGGAAUGGUACUUUGUUAAGGAAGUCCUCCACGAGACACCGAAUAUCGAAAAUGGAAUUGGCCUGCCCAAUUGGGAGCUGGUCGUUGGACUUUUCGUGGCCUGGGCCUGUGUGUUCUUCAUCAUCCGUCGCGGAGUCAAGAGUUCGGGCAAGGCGUCCUACUUCCUGGCCCUCUUCCCGUACGUCAUCAUGGGUGUCCUUUUGGUGCGAGCCGUAACCCUCCCCGGCUCAAUCGAUGGGAUUUACUACUUUAUAAAGCCGCAGUGGGGCAAGAUUCUGGACCCGAAGGUCUGGUAUGCGGCCGUAACCCAGUGCUUCUACUCCCUCUCCGUUUGUUUUGGCAACAUCAUCAUGUACUCCUCGUUCAACAAGUUCGGCCAUAAUGUUCAUCGGGAUGCUGCCAUUGUUACGGGUUUGGAUACAAUGACCUCUCUGCUAGCGGGCUUUACGAUUUUUGGGAUCCUCGGACAUUUGGCCCAUGAGAUCGGAACCGAUGACAUUGGUUCGGUGGUGAAGGGAGGUGCUGGACUGGCCUUCAUCUCGUAUCCCGAUGCCAUUGCCAAGUUCAAACAGCUUCCACAGAUCUUCUCGGUCCUCUUCUUCCUGAUGCUCUUCGUUUUGGGCAUAGGAUCGAAUAUUGCCAUGACUUCCUGCUCGGUGACCGCCAUUCGGGAUCGGUUCCCGAACUUCAAGCAGUGGCAGUGCUCGCUGCUCAUAGCGGUGGUCAGCUUUUUGAUCGGUCUGAUGUACAUAACGCCGGGCGGCCAAUAUAUGCUGACUUUGGUGGACUUUUUCGGCGCCUCUAUGAUUGCCUUGGUUCUGGGCAUUGCCGAGCUCUACACCAUUGGAUGGAUCUACGGCACAGAUCGUCUGUGCAAGGACAUUGAGUUCAUGCUGAAUCGCAAAGUGGGUCUCUACUGGCGACUCUGCUGGAGCAUCAUUACCCCGCUGAUCAUGACGGUUAUUCUGAUUUACUUCUAUGCGACCUACGAACCGCUGACCUAUAAUAAUAUUAUCUACCCCAAUUGGGCAUACAGCAUUGGUUGGAUGAUCACCGCCUUUGGUAUCCUCCAACUGCCCAUUUGGAUGAUUGUGGCCAUUAUUCGAGAUCCUGGUAAAACACUGGGUGCCAAGAUCCGUGGAGCCUUUACCCCUAAGAAGAAUUGGGGACCCAUGGAUCCGCUGCUCAGGGAACAGUACAACAAGGAAAUUGAAAAUGAGUUGACCCCGAAACGGGGUCAGGGAAUUUGGGCUGCCAUCAAGCAAAACAUCUUCGGCUGAUCUAUGAUAUUUUACAACCCCUUGCUCAUGUAAAUAAUCUGCUGUACUUUAAGUCAAAGGAAUUUAAAAGAUCUUGUUUAAAUCUUAAGUCUGCCAAUAAAUGCGAUAAGUAUCAAAA